Racocetra persica is the source of this 1257-nucleotide messenger RNA. NCBI's taxonomy places the organism in Eukaryota, Fungi, Glomeromycota, Glomeromycetes, Diversisporales, Gigasporaceae. The record is from the annotation of a GenBank genome assembly.
AUGUCAACUCCAUAUAAAAGUUUUCCUUUCAUAUCAUCUAUUAUAUCACCACCACCAUCUCCUAAAAAAUAUCCGAUCAUUCUUCCUCCUCUGAAAUUUCCUUUUGAAUUUAGAAAUGAUGAAACCGUCGAUUCUACAUCUCUUGAAUCGGCAAACCAACAAAAUGUAGUUGAAAAUUCUUUUCUUCCUCCUAUAAAACAACAAAGUAAAUACCGGAUGCGUUUAUUAGAUGCUCCAACUGAUCUCUUGGACUAUAUUGAAAAAUCGAAACCAACAACUCGAACUCCACCAUCACAUUGUCUUUCUAGAUUCUCUUUGUCUAACGCCAAGUCUUCUCCCCUUGAGUUGAAUCAUGUAACUCCUCCGUUAACUCUUGGCGGUAACAUUUCAUCAUAUCCUAUUGCGAUGCCUAUUAAUCAAGAUAAAAAUGAUCUAACCACUCAUAAGAUCUCGGUUGGUCGUAAUCGGAAUACUCGUAAGAAUCCUUAUCCUCUCAGAGCACCUACUAUGAGUUCUCCAGGAAUAACCUUUAAAGUUGAUAUGUAUACACCCGUUUUAAAAGAUCCUUUGGCAAUUUUACGCAGUAAUGAAGAACCUAAAAAUAAUACUAGUGCUUCAGAAUUUUUUGGAAUGUUGUCUCCGCCAGCAUCUGAACAAUGCGAAUCACAACCUUCUUCUCCUCCAGCUGAAGAUGCAAACUUUAAAAUUCAAGAGUCAAAUUCAUUACCAGUUCGUCAAUUAUUGCCAAGAAAACCUAAACGUCCCAAGAACACUCAAACCAAGCGUCCAGGUACAUCAGCACCUCAACGCAAGAGAAAAGGAAAUAGUUUGGCCAGAGUAAUGGCUGAUCGAGGACUUUUGGAAUCAGUAUUCAAUGCAGAAAUUACUUCGAACGAUAUUAAGUCAGUUCGAAUACCUCCACCACCUUCAAUGCAAUUUGACGAAUUAAUGUCUAGCAUCAAUGCGCUUAAUCUCGACACUAGUAUUUUAGAAAAGAUGUCACCAGAGAUUACUUGGAAGGGUCAACCGUUAUCUAUAGCACAUUUACCUCAUUAUGAUGCUUUACAUCAUACAGAAGCACAUGUAGUAUCUGUUCUUCGUCUCACACCAGUUCAAUAUUUAACAGGAAAGCAUACACUUAUUUCAGCAGCUCAAAGAUAUUCACAAAGAGCACUUCCUUUCCGCAAGAGUGAUGCACAGAAAUUACUUAGAAUCGAUGUAAACAAGGCCAGCAAACUUUGGGAAUUUUUUCAACAG